AUGCUUUGUUCCUCUUUCCCACCACUUUUCUUCUUCCUCCUCCUCCCCUCUGUACUUUCAUUCCCUCUCUUCCCCUCCGACAACCUCACCCUCUACGGUGACGCCUUCUUCUCUCACAAAGCCAUCACUCUCACCACUCACCAAGCCUCCUGCUCCUCCUCCUCCAUCGGCAGAGCCUUCUUCAUCUACCCCCUCCGUUUUCUUGACCCCCAAACCAACUCCACCGCCUCCUUCAUCUCCCGCUUCUCCUUCUCCAUCCUCUCCUCUCCCUCCUGCCCCUCAGGCGAAGGCCUCGCCUUCCUCAUUGCCUCUUCCACCCACUUCCCCGCCCUCUCCAUGGGCCUCCCCCAACCCUCCCCCAACUCAACCUCCUUCUUCGCCGUCGAGUUCGACACUACCUUCGACCCCUCCCUCGGCGACAUCAACGACAACCACGUGGCCCUCGACGUCAACAGCGCCUCCUCCUUCGCGUCCGUCGACACCUUCUCCCGCGGCAUUGACCUCAAGAGUGGCAAACUCAUCACUGCAUGGGUGGAGUACCGUCAUGCAAUCAAGAUGGUAAGUGUAUGGCUCGCUUAUUCCUCCACCAGACCUUCCACUCCCAUUCUUGUUUCUCAAAUAGACCUCUCCGAGAGACUUCAAGACUUCAUGCACGUUGGUUUCACGGCCUCCAAUGGGAAGGGGUCAAGUGAUUACCUUGUUCAUCAUUGGCAAUUCACGACUUUCGGCCAUGACUCUCGCUCCAUGGACGUGAUCGAUGAAGGUGACUGUUUCUUGUGUUACGAAGGGGAUUCUACGGAUUUCGGUCAUGGUUCGAACAUGAGGGUGAAUGAGAGGAAGAAAAAGAUUAAGGAGAUGGCUCUUGGGUUGGGAGGGUUGACGGCGUUUAUGGUGUCGGUUUUGGCGGCGAUGAUUGUGGUGUGUGUUUUCUUGACAAGGAAGAAAGGAGUUGUUAGGAAGAAUAUGGAGCAAAGGCAAAGUUGUGGGUCUCAGACGAGUAAAGUUCCGACUAGGUUGUCACUAUCGGAGAUUAAGUCUGCGACAAUGGGGUUUAAUCGUGACAGGCUUGUUGGGGAGGGUGCCUCUGCCAAGGUUUAUAAAGGGUAUCUUCCCUUCGGAGGGGAUGUGGCAGUGAAGAGAUUUCAGAGGCAAAAGGAUUUGAAUUGUUUGCACAACCCUUUUGCCACCGAGUUUGCCACCAUGGUGGGUUGCCUGCGGCACAAGAAUUUGGUUCAGCUUAAGGGGUGGUGCUGUGAGGGAAAAGAGUUGGUCCUGGUUUACGAGUUUCUUCCCAAUGGGAGCCUGAAUAAGGUUCUGCACAGGAACUUCAAUUCUUCCAUUGUUCUAUCGUGGAGGCAAAGGGAGAAUAUCGUUCUUGGGGUUGCUGCUGCUCUGACCUAUCUUCAUGAAGAGUGUGAGAGGCAGAUCAUUCACAGGGAUGUGAAGAGCUGCAACAUAAUGCUGGAUGCAGAUUUCAAUGCAAAGCUUGGGGAUUUUGGGCUUGCGGAAGUGUAUGAGCACAGUUGUAGCAGGAGGGAGGCUACAAUACCAGCAGGGACAAUGGGGUAUCUUGCUCCUGAGUAUGUUUAUUCUGGUGUUCCUACUGUGAAGAGUGAUGUGUACAGCUUUGGGGUGGUGGUGUUGGAAGUGGGAAGUGGGAGGAAGCCUGUGGAAGAUGAUGGCAGUGUGGUGGUAGACUAUGUGUGGAGCUUGUGGGAAAAGGGGAAACUGAUUGAGGGUGCUGAUCCAAGAUUGAUGGGGAAAUUUGAUGCAGUAGAUAUGGAAAGGAUGCUAUUGGUGGGGCUUCUAUGUGUGCAUCCUGAUCAUGAGAAGAGGCCAACAGUAAGAGAAGCAGCAAGAAUGCUUAACAAGGAAGCACCACUUCCUGUUUUGCCUCCCGUUAAACCAAGGCUCAGAAUUAGGCCUAUUUCUCCUCAAACACACCAUGUUCUUGGAGAUUGCCUCAGCACAGAUGAGCCUCCUUAUUUCACCCCCAGAAGCCACUUUUACUAG
Molecule: messenger RNA, 2013 nt
Organism: Vigna angularis (adzuki bean)
Lineage: Eukaryota; Viridiplantae; Streptophyta; Magnoliopsida; Fabales; Fabaceae
Product: L-type lectin-domain containing receptor kinase S.6
Exons: 1
Coding region: 1-2013 (670 amino acids)
Biological process (GO): protein phosphorylation
Cellular component (GO): plasma membrane
Molecular function (GO): protein kinase activity; ATP binding; carbohydrate binding
Source: RefSeq, a predicted model, not a curated record